Molecule: messenger RNA, 808 nt
Organism: Purpureocillium takamizusanense
Lineage: Eukaryota; Fungi; Ascomycota; Sordariomycetes; Hypocreales; Ophiocordycipitaceae
Exons: 2
Coding region: 41-649 (202 amino acids)
Source: RefSeq, a predicted model, not a curated record
GUUGAAUCCCUUUCCAACCAGGAUACUUUGCAUACUUGCCAUGAUGCGCCUCGCUCAGCUCGCAGUCGUCGUCGUCGUCGUCAGCAUCGCUGAACCCGCGGUGGCCGCGUAUAAGGGCGACAUCAGCAAGAACGGUUUUCAGCUCGUAUGCGAUGGUCCUCCUCCGUACCGAAAAUGCAUCCCGCCCUUCGCUUACUGUAGAGGGCUGAAGUACCAGCUCUCAUUGGCCGCCUUCGACCUAAUGCGAGGACAGGCCAGGGCACCGGAAAUCCUGAGAGCCAGGGACUAUUGCCACGAUGUUGCCCUCUGCUAUUGUGUCCAGGGACCCAAGGACCCGAACUGGUACGAGCGAGAGAGACGGCGACAGGAAAGAGCGCGUAGGCAGAGAGAAAAAAAACUUGGGGGGUCGACGGCGACACGGGCGGAGGAGGGAUGCGAAGAGCCGAACCCAGAUCACCAGGCCAAAGUGAAAACUUCCUCGCCAGACGAGGAGGAGUGGGCGAACAAGCUGCAGCCGGCGGAGGAGGGAUGCGAAGAGCCGAACCCAGAUGACGAGGCCGUAGUGGAAACUUACUCGCCAGACGGGGAGGAAUGGGUGAACAAGCUGCAGCCGCUGGUGGCCUGGAUGGCGGCGGAUGAUGAUUGUUGAGAUGUAUAUGGCUCCAAUGGCAAAGGGAGCCGACUCUCCAGUUAGGGAGCUACAUGACAUCUCUAAUAUUACCUGUAGAGCGCCAAGGCUAGCUAUGCCUCGAGGUUGCCCAUCCUUCUAUAAUACCUAAUGACAAAAGGAAGGCACAGCAAAGUGAGG